GCCAGUAGGAGCCUCAGACCAGUGCCGACCACCGUAGUCACAACACCACCAGUCCUCCUCCAAACAUCGGUUCCAUGCGCUGUUUCCUCGCCUUACUUAUGGCUGGGCUGGCCGGGGUAGUGAUGGCUCGCUACGCCCCCACACGAGACCAUAACCAGGACUGGCUCUCUCUCAUCUCCGGUAAACAGCAACUUAAGGACGCUCGCAUCAUCUACACUCUCCUGAAGAAUGAUCCAGAUUUCUAUCUGGACAAAAGAGACAUCCAAGGCUUUGACAGCAGUGAGAAGGACUUCCAAGGAUUCCAGCAUCCCUUCUACUACCACCAGAGACAGCAACAAGGACCCUCUCGAGAGCCCUUCGUCUUCAGUAGGUUGGGAAGUGUAGGACCCAUGGGCACACAGAGGGCCGUAGUGGUGGACAUCCCCUUCAGGCACGGACGGAUGGAGGAGGAAGGCGGUCUCGUCGAUCAAGCUCCUUCACAUCCUCGUAAAGACAACACCAUACCAGGCACAAUGUAAAGUGACAGCCAGACGUAAAGUAUAAACACAGCACAGAGGAUCACUGACGGUCUAUAUCCCAUCACUCGUACACAGCAGCAGCAACUUUGCCACUCAGAAUCCUUACGUUUAAUUGUCGUAUUGAUGAAACCUUUGUAUUUUUGAGCAUCACCAGGCGUCGUUGAUGUAAUGAAGGGUCGUGUGUGUGUGUGUGUUUAUCCCACCUGCACCUCCUCAAGUGUAAUCUUCAGAAACAAUAAACAUUUGCAGUUCUGGGAAUAA
This is a messenger RNA of Homarus americanus (American lobster), 779 nucleotides long. RefSeq lists its product as uncharacterized. The record is from RefSeq and is a predicted model, not a curated record. Bases 75 to 518 code for a protein of 147 amino acids. Lineage: Eukaryota; Metazoa; Arthropoda; Malacostraca; Decapoda; Nephropidae. The transcript has 3 exons.